AUGGAGACUUCGCGGUUUCCCAUCGACCGACUUUGCGGGAAGCGCAACAGUGAAGAAGGAGAAGAGGUUUUCUCAAAGAGACAGCGCAGAGUGCGAAGCCAUCUCAAGAGCUUGGACGGCCGUGAACACGUCCCACAUAUCCGCGGAGGAAUGUCCCGGCCCAGACCACCGCCACUCGGGCCUGCGCCGAACAGAGCCACUCAAAAUCCGAUCAUCAUCUCGGACAGCGAUGGCGAUGGAGAUGAGGCCUUGCCUUCGCAUCAAAAUCGUAUCUUGGACAGUGAUGAAGAUGACGAGAAUGGAGGCCGGCGCAGCAACCAAAAUCAGCCAUCUCAAAGCAGUUCAAUUCCACCCAUUCAGAGUACAAACACAUUGCAGACUGGCACCGCUCCAAGCAACCAGUCUACAGGCAUUCAGACUCCUUUUGGGAACAAGGGAUCGGCUGGGAGUCAGACAACGCCAACCAGUUCUAAUCAACCCACGCAACAGGCAACUGGUACUCCGCAGAGGCAGGUACGGGGGGCGCAACAGCAGCCCACACCACCAACCACGGGCCCCUCUACCCAGAAGGGGAGAGCUGGUAGAGGCACGAGCAACUUGAGUGGCCUCGAAUCGACGACAACGACAAACACAGGGCCCACUACGCAGACAAUCUCGACAUCAGAUGAGGCUGAGAUCAUCAGAUUAUUUGGCAGGCUUCAAGAAAUGGUAGCUACGUGGGUGGAGGAAUGUCUACCCGAUACGUUUCCGCCAGACUUCCAGAUCCAGAGGUCCGAGACAUACUGGGAGCUUUGUGGGUGGUGCGAGCCUCUGACGCUUGGGAAUAGAAUGCUCUCAAAUGCAUCAUAUGCCAAAUACGUCUACGAAGCAUGGGUCUGGAGAUAUCUCUAUCAAGAGAUAUUCAAAUUCGACUCUUUGACGUGGGCAGGUAACGAUGUCCGCGUGGAUAGAGGUGGAGCCGGUGGCCGUGCAGCAAGGAUUACCAGGAACUUUGUGGCCAGACUUUUCGACCCGACACUCCCACAGUUGACACCUGACCUGUACUCAAGCGGCAUAGAUAAGCGGAGGAUGAUGACAGACAUCAUACGUAACUCAUAUGUCACUCAGGAAAGAUACCAGAAAAUCACGGGAUGGCUAAUCACUGAAAUGCUUGUCGCCUUCUACCCGUACUUCUCGGACGCAUAUUUGCCCAUUGAUCAGCCUCAAAAUAUUGAGGUACUCAUCAGAGACACAAAGUCCCUCAUACUGAAGGCCCGAGAACUUGACAUACUGAUGAGGAGGGCCGACCAUGUGUAUGAUUUAUUUCUUGGGACGGAGGGCCAUGUUUGCCAGAUCCGGGGCGUACCUUCAUCUUCUAUGCAGCGCUACGAGGUGAUGGGAAACAGUUCGGGAAGCCCAACUUAUUUAGAUGAUGACUCGGUUGUCGGGUUGAUUGUCGUGCCGGGUUUGAGUAAAUUUACUAUUGCGUCAAAUAACGUCGUGAACAAAGCUGUGGUACGGCAUGCAAGGGUCUUUGAAAGGAACGACUUGGUAGCAGCAGCGCUUCAGGAAAUUACCUCGUGA
Molecule: messenger RNA, 1563 nt
Organism: Diaporthe amygdali
Lineage: Eukaryota; Fungi; Ascomycota; Sordariomycetes; Diaporthales; Diaporthaceae
Exons: 2
Coding region: 1-1563 (520 amino acids)
Source: RefSeq, a predicted model, not a curated record